AUGUCCGAUGAGUGUGUCCCACACCAUGAUUAUACCGCCAAUGUCCUAACCGCUCUGCUCUGCCUUGGUCUGGCUGUAUCUUACUUACCCCAGCAUCUACGCAUCAUCAAGGCGGGAUCGUCGGAAGGUUUCAGUCCAUGGUUCCUCUUGCUCGGUAGCACUUCCUCUGCGUCGGGGAUGUUGAACAUCGUUGUGAUGCAAUGGGGUCUCAUUAAGUGCUGUAAAGUAGUGAGCUUCGGAAGCUGUAUUGAAUCCACGGCUGGCAUCUUUCAGCUUGCACUUCAGUGGCUCCUCUUCACCUUAGUACUGGUACUUUACAUGAUCUAUUAUCCACCACAUCUCAAGUAUACGGAAGUAGCCGUAGACUUGCACGACAACCGCUCGCCGCAGCUCAUCAAGACACACGUUAAGAGUGACACCUGGCGCCUCUCGAUUAUUCUCUCCUGGGUCGUUUUCCUCCACAUCUCCUUCAUAACCUUUGUCACCUUCCUCCUUCUAACGACCGGUCCUACGCCUGACGGCUCGCGACGCUCUGCGCAAAUUUCCAUCUGGGCAACGUUCCUAGGUGUCGCAUCUGCCCUACUUGCUGCGCUACAGUAUGCUCCGCAGAUCAUUCACACAUAUCGCCUUCGACUCGUAGGGGCACUAAGCAUACCAAUGAUGCUUAUACAAAGCCCCGGUGCAGUGUUCAUGGUCCUCAGUAUCGCUCUCAGACCGGGAACAAAUUGGACCACAUGGCUCCCAUAUGCUGUCGCUGGCGUGCUGCAGGGCUCGCUGCUCAUCAUGUGUCUCUGCUGGCGCGCGCGCCAGCACCGCCUACGAGUCGACGACUUCGGUAACCCCCUCGAGCCAUCCUCUGGCCUGAGGAAGGCGUGGCCAUCCUGA
Molecule: messenger RNA, 885 nt
Organism: Postia placenta MAD-698-R-SB12
Lineage: Eukaryota; Fungi; Basidiomycota; Agaricomycetes; Polyporales; Adustoporiaceae
Exons: 10
Coding region: 1-885 (294 amino acids)
Source: RefSeq, a predicted model, not a curated record